AUGGAUGAGUCCCUCGAGCCCGAAUUCAUGGCCCCUGUCCGUGCCUCCUCGCCCUCCCCCUCCAUCCCAGCAACGCCGGCCAUCUCCUCCUGCCCGUCCCCAGACCGGACCUUUUCCACCGUCUCCUCUCUGUCGACAUCUUCCGCCACUUCCGCCGAUGCCAGGUCUUCCGUCUCGAUUUCGUCCAAGCGACGAGGAUACAUCCGUCCUCAGGGGGCCGAGUUUGCGGAGUCCGCCAAGAAUCGGGAGAGUGUCAUGAGCCUGGGUAGCAUUGCUCAUCUGCAAUACUACUUCGCACGGACAGGUCUACUGGAUGGCAAAGGAGCUCAGGCUCGUGAAUGGAAGAAGAAGAAACCGGAGGAUAUGCCGAGGCUACUUUUGACCCCCAACGCCCGGUUUAUCGAUGACCUGACUGCCAGUCCGACCAGCGCCAGCCCCACGGAAGAAGAAAAUAUGGAUCCGCUGGACGAGGUGUAUGACGACGAGGUUGAAGUCAUGCUUCCCCCCACGGUCAGCACUUACAGCAUCAAAACGCACCACAUCCCACCCCCACCCAAACUCAAGGCCCUGCGGAAGGAUCUGCGGGAUGCGAUGGAGAAGGCCCAACACAGUAUCGAAUCCAUCGAUUCUCAGAAGGAACCGCCGGCGGAGAUGGUUCCUCCUCGGAUUAGUCUCUCGAGUGAUGACGACAGUGCAGACGACCCCUCGCGUCAGAUCCCUGCGGAAGCGACCCCGCAGACCUGGCAAGAGAUCCAGGGCAUGCGGGUCUUAGAUACUGUCACUUUUGCAAUCCGAGCCGCCAAGAUCUACUACACUGCGCAUGAACGGCCCGAUCGACUCGCAUCCAUCAAAAGUGAACGCGAUAUACGACAGGAGCUGUUCAAUGUGUUGGAGGUCUUGAAGCGGUGGGCGUCUCGGAAUUUUGCCGACGGACUCCGCGAUGACGAGCGGUCUGCCAUUGUAGGAUGGAUGGCCAAUGUGCGAGACAUGUUGGCCCGCGAGGCGCAGCUGGAGUCGUUUGAGGCCAAGGAACGAGCGGCCUGGCUCUGGACCGAGGGGGAAUGGAUGGGUAAGGAGCGGGAACGAGAGACCUUGUUCCUGCGUAGCUUGAUCGGCGCCGAUGCACAGCUUCCGACGUGGACUGCGCCGGAGGAUAACUCACCGCCACCCGCCAUGCUGGAGCGGCUGCGGGAUGGCCGCGACCUGGUGCGCGCCCAUAAUUUUGCCGUCAAGAACUCCAAGCGACCGUUCUUUGACAUCAAAACAUACCACGAGGAUGUGGCCAAGCCGUACCGACGUGCCGAGAAUCUUCGAUUCUGGGUGAAGGCGGCCGAGCUUCGGUGGGAGACGAAGCUAGAGUUGGAUGUGAUGGGGAUCGUACACGGCAACAGCGACGAGGCCUGGAAGCAAUUUGACACGGCUCUUCUGGCCUGGUGUAAAGUGGUCCGGGAGGAGCUCGUGCGAGACUGGCGAGAGAGAAGAGCGUCUGCGGCGAGCCUUCCGCCGGACGAUCUGGUGAUCCGACCUGCCUGA
Messenger RNA from Aspergillus ibericus CBS 121593, 1533 nucleotides. RefSeq lists its product as uncharacterized. Bases 1 to 1533 code for a protein of 510 amino acids. Lineage: Eukaryota; Fungi; Ascomycota; Eurotiomycetes; Eurotiales; Aspergillaceae. The transcript has a single exon. The record is from RefSeq and is a predicted model, not a curated record.